UGUAUCCUGCUACAAUGUUGCCCCGGCUGGUCUGCAUUAAUGAUUAUGAACAGCAUGCCCGAUCAGUGCUUCAAAAGUCAGUAUAUGAUUACUACAAAUCUGGGGCAAAUGACCAGGAGACCUUGGCUGAUAAUAUUAGAGCAUUUUCUAGAUGGAAGCUGUAUCCACGGAUGCUCCGGAAUGUUGCUGAUAUCGACUUGUCAACUUCUGUUUUAGGACAGAGAGUCAGCAUGCCAGUAUGUGUUGGAGCUACUGCCAUGCAGUGCAUGGCACAUGUGGAUGGGGAGCUGGCCACUGUCAGAGCCUGUCAGACCAUGGGAACUGGCAUGAUGCUGAGUUCCUGGGCCACCUCCUCAAUAGAAGAAGUGGCAGAGGCUGGCCCUGAGGCACUUCGCUGGAUGCAACUAUACAUCUACAAAGACCGUGAGGUCAGCAGGCAGUUGGUGAGGCGAGCUGAGCAGAUGGGUUACAAAGCCAUAUUUGUGACUGUGGACACCCCUUACCUGGGCAACCGCUUUGAUGAUGUGAGGAACAGGUUCAAGCUGCCGCCACAACUAAGGAUGAAAAACUUUGAAACAAGUGAUUUGGCAUUUUCUCCUAAAAGGAAUUUUGGAGACAACAGUGGGCUUGCUGAAUAUGUGGCCCAAGCCAUAGACCCCUCUCUCAGCUGGGACGACAUCAAAUGGCUCAGAGGAUUGACAUCACUGCCUAUUGUUGUAAAGGGCAUUUUGAGAGGUGACGAUGCUAAAGAAGCUGUGACACACGGUGUGGAUGGGAUCUUGGUGUCCAAUCAUGGGGCUCGACAACUGGAUGGAGUGCCAGCUACAAUUGAUGCCCUGCCAGAAAUCGUUGAGGCUGUGGAAGGGAAGGUGGAAGUCUUCCUAGAUGGGGGUGUAAGGAAAGGCACCGAUGUUCUCAAAGCUCUGGCCUUGGGAGCCAAGGCUGUGUUUGUGGGGAGACCCAUCAUAUGGGGCUUGGCUUUCCAGGGAGAAAAAGGUGUUCGAGAUGUCCUUGAGAUACUGAAGGAAGAAUUCCGGCUGGCCAUGGCUCUGAGCGGGUGCCAGAAUGUGAAAGUCAUCGACAAGACAUUGGUGAGGAAAAAUCCUUUGGCUGUUUCCAAGAUCUGACAGUGCACAAUAUUUUCCCAUCUGUAUUAUUUUUUUUCCAGCAUGUAUUACUUGACAAAGAGACACUGUGCAGAGGGUGACCACAGACUGUAACUCCCCACUUCAAUACAAAGGGUGUCCUUCUUCUCUAACAAAAUAGCGAUCCCUUUUCAUUCAUUGCUUUUGACUUUUCAAUGGGUGUCCUAGGAACCUUUUAGAAAGAAAUGGACUUGCAUCCUGGAAAUAUAUUAACUGUUAAAAAGAAAACAUUGAAAAUGUGUUUAGACAACGUCAUCCCCUGGCAGGCUGAAGUGCUGGGAAACAAAAGCUAUCCUCUGGUAAAAUUGGAGGUAGUAUGCUGAAGUCAAAGAUAAUGACCUCACUGUUUAUUAACCUGUCUUAUGUUUAGAUUUCCUUAAGACAGUGGUUCUUACAGUGUGCACUGGGCUUUGAAAUGCUGGAAAUGCCCAAAGAAAUAUGAGGUUUGGAUCUGCCAUGUUGAGAAAAUAGCACUAGGUAGAAUUGAAAUGGAUGGUGAUAAUUUGUGAUUUUCUAGAGACUUUUUGUCUUUUAGCACCCUAGUUCUUUGAAAGUAGAUUUCCAGCCACUAUAUUAAGUGUCUGAAUACAUCUGAAUGUUGUGUACUAGUCACUUCAUUUGAAAAAGAUGUGUUCAGUCCACUUGGGGAAAUAUGGAACUAUUUUCAUUUUUGAACUCUGUCUCCUUAUUCCCAUUUUUGAGGUGUUGAUUUCCCAGUUCCCCUAGAACCUUUCUGGAUUCUCUCAUUCUCUUCAUUUAUACUCACAUUCAGGGUCAAGUACUUAUUUUGUGCUUUGUAUUCAUGGUGAAUAAAGAUUAGAAACUUUUGUUCAGAAGGAAGCAAAAA
Molecule: messenger RNA, 1992 nt
Organism: Onychomys torridus (southern grasshopper mouse)
Lineage: Eukaryota; Metazoa; Chordata; Mammalia; Rodentia; Cricetidae
Gene: Hao1
Product: hydroxyacid oxidase 1
Exons: 8
Coding region: 15-1127 (370 amino acids)
Molecular function (GO): oxidoreductase activity; FMN binding
Source: RefSeq, a predicted model, not a curated record